Molecule: messenger RNA, 5363 nt
Organism: Syngnathoides biaculeatus (alligator pipefish)
Lineage: Eukaryota; Metazoa; Chordata; Actinopteri; Syngnathiformes; Syngnathidae
Product: heme transporter hrg1-A-like
Exons: 4
Coding region: 119-1843 (574 amino acids)
Biological process (GO): heme transport
Cellular component (GO): nucleus; plasma membrane; lysosomal membrane
Molecular function (GO): DNA binding; heme transmembrane transporter activity; heme binding
Source: RefSeq, a predicted model, not a curated record
CGGAUCGUUUUGGUUUGCGUCUUCUUCCGGGUUUUCUUUGUUAGACGUCCCCGUUUGUGUUUUUUGCUCGGUGAGUGCAUAAAGAUAAUCUGGCGUUUUCGCACUGCACUUUUCCGACAUGUCGACCGCAAACCAGAUGCAAGCGUUUCAGUCCCGUUUAACUGAACGUCUCACCCGCUUCGCCAUGGAGAUAUAUCAAGAAGUGGCGCAUAUAGUGAAAACAUACCAAGAGGAGAACGAAUGUCUGCGGUCCUUACUGAAGAAUGUGAUAACUACCCGUGGGAAUAUUGCCGUAAUGGAUCACAAUCGAUUGGGGAGACCAGCUACGGCUGUGAGAGAGGAGCCACCUGAACUGGACAUUCCCUUGGAGACGGGAGCAGAGCCAUGUGCCAAAAGGCCUAAAAUGGAACAUACUAAACCACUGACUAAUGUGACUGAAGAGAAGGAAACGCAUGUUUUGCAGCCAUUUGCGAGUACAACUAAAGAAGAGCAAACAGAAAUACUACUGUCAUCUGCAGUGGAAGAAUCAGAGCCAUUGGCUCGUGCAUCUAUGGUGGAGCAAACAGUAGUGUCAGAGCCAUCUGCAAUUAAAGGAUCUUUGCCAUUGCCUGAUACACCUAUACAGCAUCAAAAAGAGGUGUCAGAGCUAUUAGCCAAUGAAUCUAAUCAGCAGCAAAUAGAAUAUAAUCAGAGCUUGGCAUUAGAACAAGAAAGCGGAACAGACAAUGGCGUCACACUGGAUUAUCCUGAAAGUCAUCCUAAAGAACCACACACAACCGCACGUCAGGCAAUGGCUUUUCGUGACGUCUAUUCAGCAAUGGAUUUUUCUCAGCCCAGCACUAGUGAGGAAAUGGCAAACCAAGACCUGCUACUUCAGGAGCGUCCAAGAGUUUCCCCCAAAAAGACACCAGAAUGCUGUCUCCAGAAGACCAUCCUCCACUUUCCAAGGAAGAGCCCCUACAAGUGUUCCAGUGUUCCUAUUUCACCACCUGAUUUUUUUUUGGCCAAACUUGCCAAAUGCUACAAGGACUGUCCUGAACAGAAACCUUUGAUUGCCAGAAUAACAGAUGAUGUUGAAUCAGUGGACACCGCUUUUAGUCAUGUUCCUCGGGGUUACCCCAUAUCCCGCCAGCAUCUUGUUCCAUCAAGAGUGGAUUUUACAUAUCACAUUAAUGCUCCUAAAUGGCCGCAGCUUCCCCUGACUCAUCACAGCCCAGAGAUUAACUGGGAGAUGUCUGACGAUCUGAAGCAGUUCAUACGGAAGAGCAAGCAGACCAAAAAGCGGAUGCAGGAGAUGCACCUGAGCAUCCACCCUGAUCAGACCUGUACAUUUAAACCAGAACCAAGUUACCCGCAGAAGCUGAUUUUCAAGGUGGUGAACAAAGUCUCAUGCAUAUCAGCUCAGGAAGAGGAGGAAAUGAUGCGUCAAGCACUUCAUCUGUACUGUCGCAAUGUUUGCGUCAAUUGGACCCCCUGUAAUUUGGUCCUUGAUGCAAAUUCUCCAUGGCUGGGGGCCCGGCCUCAUGGCUUGGUGUACGACCCAAUUGACGAUCCCAAUUUUGGACUGGUAUAUGUCAGCUGUUCCAGCCUUCAGAGUUUCAUAGACUGCCCCUUCUUGAGAUUCGAGAAAGGAGAAGCGUUCCUAAAAAACACAGACGAGCACUAUAUACACAUCCAGGGAGAGAUGUUGGUGACGGGCACAUCAUGGUGUGACCUGCUGUUGUUCGCCAAGGAAGACAUGCUGGUUCAGAGAAUAUACAGAGACAGAUGUACCAUUGAGAAAAUGAAGGGAACGUUGAAUGAGUAUUAUUUUUAUCAGUAUCUGCCAAGUAUUUCAACAUGAUGGCCCACUAUUUUAAAGUGACGGCAUACACAUGCACAGCAACUCCUUGCUGCAAUUGGAAGCGAGUUUUUAGAAACUUUCAUUGUCUAGUUUUCCUUCCUUACCCUGAAAAUGUUGAUGGAGAUGGAUCAUUCCUGGUGCCUUUUCCUCCCCAUGAAAACACUUUACCUGAAAUCUAAAUGUUCAUCUUAAAUUUUAAACGUUUCUAAUAUUUACUAUUACCUUAAUUUCCGGCCGACAGAGCGCACCUGCUUAUAAGCUUCACUCAGUACAUUUGUAAAGGAAAUAGCAUUUGGUACAUACAUAAGCCGCACCUGUGUAAAAGCUGCAAGUGCCAACAUUGAAACCCAUAUUGAAAAAUGAGAUAUUUAUAAAGAAAGAGGGUACACAGAGUUUUAAUACCUUAGCUUAGCUUAACCUAGCAACAAUACGGUAGCACAAACAGGGCUGGUAUUAAAAAAACAAAACAAAAAAAAAAACAGCUGCGGCAGCUACACGGUAGCGACACAGUAGCACAGCAAUAACAGGGCUAUUAAAAAUGAAACAUACCGGUAAACUUGACUGAGAUGCAGCAGCAACAAUAUAGCAUAGCAACACGGUAGCACAGCACAAACAGGGCUGUUAAGAAAAAAUACCGUUAAAAGUCACUGAGAGCCGUCUUCAUCUUCCUCCUGUGCACUGAAACCCCGGAAGUCUUCCUCCUCCGUGUGGGAUUGGAAUAGGGUCAGAUCUUGUUCGCCACACACUGUGAGUCUCUCUUUCGUUGUUAGUGUCACUCUCAUCAAGAGGCAAAUCACUUCUGAGAUUGUGCUGUCCCCCUUCAAGCAACAGGCCGGCUUUUUGACACCCAUUAGUGAUGGUGGAUUUUUUUCACACCGCUUCCGUGCGGCCAGUUUUGGUAAAUGAUUUGUCCCCACUGGUGAUCGAAGCCUCCUAUUCAACUCGGAGGGCCACUUUAAAUGCACACUUAACACUGAUGUCAAGUGGCUGCAAAUACUUUGUUGUGCCCCCAAGAAUCACAGCUGGAAUUGAGUUUAUCCUCUUGAUGGCUGCUUUUACAGAACCCGUAAUGUUGGCCCUCAUGCUAUCCAAAACGAGCAAUGCUUUUUUGCUCCGAAAAAAUCCUCAUGGUCGCUUGCCAUCACACUCGGUCAACCAUUCUAUCAUUAGGCUGUCUACUAUCCACCCUUUCGUGUUAACUUUCACGACAAUGUCUUUCGGGAAGUUUUCUUUGGCAUAGUAAUCCGCUUAAAAAUUACCAUUGGUGGAAGCUUCAGUCCGGCUGCAGUGCAGCCUAAAACCCAGGUGAAGUGCGUCCUUUCAUGGCCAGUUGUUUUCAGUGUGACAGAUGCUUCAGCUUUCUUGUUGACGGUCCUGGUGGGAGCAGGUCAAACGUCAACGGUAUCUCAUCCAUAUUUAUGAUGUUGUCUGGUCUGAUAGAAUUCUCUGUUAUCUUUGUUCAAAUUAAUUGUUGAAAGUUUGCGACUUGUUCCUCGUAGUCGGACGGCACUUGUUGACACAGAGUUGUCCGUGUCCUGGUGGACAGACCUUUUUGCUUCAUAAUUCAAAGUCAACAUGACGGUCCUCCUUUGAAAUCAUUAAUUUUGUUUUCGGUGGCGAUUGUUUUUGCUUUCAGUCCCAUCUGCACAGUGGAAACACCUUGGCCAUCUGGUCUCUUGUGUAUUCAGCCGGUCUUUGAGAAUAUUCUCCAGUUUGGGCCACCUGGCUUUACAACCUCUAAAGGCUUUUUUCGUCUUUUGGCAUUCCUGCAAUUCUUCCCUCUGCCGUUUCUAGCGUCUCACCAUCGAUUCAUUUAUUCCUAGUUCACGAGCAGCAGGUCUGAUUCCUUGUUUAUCGCCGAGCUCGAUUGCUUUUAAUUUGAAAGCUUCGUUGUCGGAAUUUCUUCUUGUACUAUCCAUGAUGACAGUAUGUUUAAACUAUCCAUAAAGCGUGGAGUUGUAUAAAACUUGCGUCUUCCUCGACACACAUAUUCCACCCGUCUCACUUACCUUUUCUGCUCGAGCGCCCCUUGCAGCCGAAAAAAUCCAUAAAAUGGCCGCAUCAUCGCACAAGCUGCUGGGUUGAAAGCGUGUGAAAAAAGUAGCAGCUUGUAAGCUGGAAAUUACGGUAAAUACAGUGGUACCUCGGUUUUCGAACGUCUCUGUUUUUGUACAAAUAGGUCUUCGAACGAAGAUUUCGAAAAUUUUUUUGCUUUGGUUUUCGAACAAAAAUAGGUAUUCGAAAACCCCGAUCAGCUCACCCACGACGAUUUGUUAUUGUGCUUUCGAACCCACCCCCGAAAAAACCUGGAAACGACACACACACAACCGCGCACGAUGCAACCAGUUGACCCACACACUCCUCUGCAAGCAGUUGUGUCCGGUAGUGACUUUUUUUCUUCCAAUUAAGCAAUAUUAACCCCUGAUCAUGUCUCCAAAGAAGGCAAGUGGAACUGCUGGUGCUGAAAAAAGGAAAGUGGUGGGUAAAACUGUCGACUUCAAGAAGGAUUUGAUAGCCGAAUACGAAUGUGUGUGUGUUUCUGACCUAUCAAAGAAGUAUGGCAUGGCGAAAUCGACGAUCAGCACCAUUCUGAAACACAAGGAUGCCCUCAAAGCAAGGGAUGUUGCUAAGGGAGAAACCGUGUUGACCAAGCAGAGGCCACAGAUCUUAGAGGAAGUUGAAAAGUUGCUUCUUAUUUUCGUAAACGAGCAGCAGUUAGCUUGGGAUAGUGUUGGCGAGGAAGGGAGGAGAUGUCGUCUGAUGAGGCUGAAGGCAGUAAGGAUAUCUCAAGUGCCAAUAUAAAAGCUAUCUGCGCCAAAUGGAACGACAUCCAUAAUUUUGUAGAACUCCAUCACCCUAACAAUGCAGAAUGUCGCAGAGCACUGCAAAAUUUCAAUGACGUUGUUAUGAGCCACUUCAGGAAGGUCCUCAAAAGACGGCAGAAACAGUCUGCAUUAGAUUUUCUUUGUUAAAAAGGGACGAGUCACCCCCACCAAAGAUAUUUGAAACAGUUGUUAACCAUUCCUUUUUUUUUUGUUCCAUUAACCCUACCUCUAGUUGCAAGUUAAAUUUUUUGUACGUUACAUACUUUCUGUGCGAAUAAAAAACAAUUUGUCUGUUUCUUUUCUCCCUCAUUAUUGCUUGUUUAAAGUUAUUCUGCACUUUUCUUAGUAAAAAAAGAUUUACAAGGCUGGGGGCCGAGUCGCUACAGAAACGGCAAUGCACUCCCAGCAUAGCAUACAUUUUAAGCAAAAAAAUAAAUAAAAUAAAGAUAAAUAUAUUUCUUAAAUGAUUUAAUUCUAUAAAGUAUUUAAACUAUACAUGUAUUUCUACGAUGCAGUUUAUUAUCAAGAAAAUCUAAAAAAAUGCUUUAAAAGUAUUUUUUGGGCUUGGAACGCAUUAUUUAAUUUUCCAUCCAUUGUAAUGGGAAAACACGCUUCGGUUUUUGAACAUUUCGUUUUUCAACCGGCCUUCUGGGACGGAUUGUGUUCGAGAACCGAGGCACCACUGUACUCUGGUU